UUACACGACUGCAUUUAUGUAUAUAUUUAUCGGUAAUGAAUACUAAAUCAUCUUCCAGACAAGAAAAUAAAAAAUUAAAAAAUUCAAAGUUCUCUAUGAAUCUAUUGGGCCUAAUACCAUGGGUCUAAUACAAUUUUUUUUUGUUUUUGUAAACAAAAUUUUCAAUUAGGCCCAAAAAAAAUCUCCCUCUAUCCCUCAUACAUCAUACUUGUUCCAUUUCUCUCAGAAUCCUAUUUGCCAUUGCAGCGAUUAUUCUAUCAAUCAAUCCACCUUAUCCUCAACUUCCCAAAUUUCACAGUUCUUCCUAAAAACCCUCUAAAAACCCUCAAUUUACUCUCUCCUCACUCCAAUGGCGUCAACUCAAAUCCGCCAUUAAAGACCUCAAAACAAUCUCCAUUAAAGCAACUCACAAUACUCUUUCCCAGUUCUACCAAUGGACCUCUCAUCCACCAUUAAAACACCCCAUUUCUCAAAAUGCGGGGAUCUUUCCUUCUCAUCUUCUUUCCCAUCUUUCUCUCUCCAAAUCCCACUCAAAAAACCCCAACCCCUUUUCCGCCAUCGCCGAAUUCUCGCUGUUUCUGCCAUGGAUUCUCAAGAACUCCCUAAAACCAGCCCUCAGAGACUCCUGAAAGAGUUAGCUGAGCGUAAAAAGGUAAUAUCCCCCAAAAGAAAAGCACCCCCUAGAAAAUACAUCCUUAAACCUCCAUUAGAUGAUGCUAAAUUAGCUCAGAGAUUCUUAGAUAGCCCUCAAAUGUCCCUUAAACAAUUCCCUUUAUUAAGCUCUUGUUUACCCUCUUCAAAGCUUAAUAAUGCCGAUAAAACUUGGAUUGAUGAGUAUUUACUUGAAGUUAAGCAAGCUUUAGGGUACCCUUUAGAACCUUCUGAUAAUUUAGGGGAUGAUAAUCCUGCUAAACAAUUUGAUACUUUGUUGUAUUUAGCAUUUCAGCAUCCUUAUUAUGUUUCUUGUCCUAGGGUGAAUGCUAGACAUGUGAAACAUGGGCAUGCUAGGUUGAUGUUUUUAGGGCAAUAUGUGCUAGAAUUGGCUUUGUGUGAGUUCUUCUUGCAGAGAUAUCCCCGGGAGUCGCCGGGGCCGAUGAGGGAGAGGGUGUUUGCUUUGAUUGGGAAGAGGUACUUGCCUAAAUGGAUUAAGGCUGCUAGUUUGCAUAAUUUGGUCUUCCCAUUUGAUGAUAUUGAUAAGUUGAGGCGCCAUGAGAGAGAGCCGGCUUCGAAGUCUGUGUUCUGGGCUCUGUUUGGGGCUAUAUACUUGUGUUAUGGGAUGCCAGAAGUUUAUCGUGUACUUUUUGAAGUGUUUGGGAUGGACCCGGAAGAUGAGGAUUGCCAGCCGAAGAAAAGAAGGCAGCUUGAGGAUGUUGAUUAUGUUUCUGCAGAAUUUGAUGGCAGAAAACUCAGCUGGCAAGAUGUAGCUACAUAUAGGCCUCCAGAGGAUGCUCUUUUUGCGCAUCCAAGGGUUUUUAGAGCUUGUGUGCCCCCAGGCAUGCAUCGGUUCCGAGGGAACAUAUGGGAUUUUGAUAGUAAACCCCAAGUUAUGAGAACACUAGGUUAUCCUUUGCGGAUGAAUGAUAGACUCCCAGAGAUCACUGAAGCUAGGAAUAUUGAGCUUGGACUUGGGCUGCAGCUAUGUUUCCUGCACCCAUCAAAACACAAGUUUGAACAUCCUAGGUUUUGUUUAGAGCGACUGGAGUAUCUUGGCCAAAAGAUCCAGGAUCUAGUGAUGGCUGAAAGGCUCCUAAUGAAACAUUUGGAUGCUCCUGGAAAGUGGCUAGAGGAGAAGCAUCGCCGUGUCCUUAUGAACAAGUUCUGUGGAAAGUACUUGCGAGAGAAGUUUCUUCAUCGAUUCAUCAUAUACUCUGACCAGGUUCAAGAUGCUUAUGAGCACAAUCGGAAACUGAGAAAUCCUGCCACACAAUCUGUUUGUCAAGCCAUUCAUGGCCUCUCUUAUGCAGUUUAUGGGAAGCCAGACGUGAGACGCCUGAUGUUCGAGGUCUUUGACUUUGAGCAAAUACAACCAAAGCCUGUAUAAAUUUCACUUAUGUAGAUUUAGGUAAAAGUAACAUGUAUCAUUGUAUCUUUACGUUUUUUUAAAAUCCAUCAAGGGGCUUGUAAAGAUAUGCAUUUCUCCCGCUUUAUACUUUUGUUUUACUUUGUGUAAGCUUUUUAUAA
Molecule: messenger RNA, 2181 nt
Organism: Chenopodium quinoa (quinoa)
Lineage: Eukaryota; Viridiplantae; Streptophyta; Magnoliopsida; Caryophyllales; Amaranthaceae
Product: ribonuclease III domain-containing protein RNC1, chloroplastic-like
Exons: 5
Coding region: 434-2041 (535 amino acids)
Biological process (GO): regulation of gene expression; rRNA processing
Cellular component (GO): nucleus
Molecular function (GO): ribonuclease III activity; double-stranded RNA binding
Source: RefSeq, a predicted model, not a curated record